CCCGGCGGCAAGAUGGCGGCGCCCGGGCCCUGCCACGCAGACUUCCGUCCGGCGCCGAGGCCUUGGGCUGGCUGCGGGUCGCCUCGAAGGUGAAGUCGGGACGCGCGUGUACGGAGCUGCAGCCUGCGUGCGCUGGGGCAACAUGUCGGAAGGAAACGGCGCGGGCGAGCCUAGCGCUCCGGGAGGGCCCCGACCCCUCCUUUCUGGGGCCCGGGGACUUAUCGGGAGGAGGCCGGCGCCCCCCCUCACCCCGGGCCGCCUUCCCUCCAUCCGCUCCAGGGACCUCACCCUCGGAGGAGUCAAAAAGAAAACCUUCACCCCAAAUAUCAUCAGUCGGAAGAUCAAGGAAGAGCCCAAGGAAGAAGUAACUGUCAAGAAGGAGAAACGUGAAAGGGAUAGAGACCGACAGCGCGAGGGCCAUGGACGGGGCCGGGGGCGCCCAGAAGUGAUCCAGUCCCACUCUAUCUUUGAGCAGGGCCCAGCUGAAAUGAUGAAGAAAAAGGGGAACUGGGAUAAGACCGUGGAUAUGUCGGACAUGGGGCCCUCUCAUAUCAUCAACAUCAAAAAGGAGAAGAGGGAGACAGAUGAAGAAACAAAACAGAUCCUGCGCAUGCUGGAGAAGGAUGAUUUCAUCGAUGACCCUGGGCUGAGGAAUGACACUCGAAAUAUGCCUGUGCAGCUGCCACUGGCUCACUCGGGCUGGCUUUUUAAGGAAGAGAAUGAAGAACCAGAUGUUAAACCUUGGCUGGCUGGCCCUAAGGAAGAGGACAUGGAGGUGGAUGUGCCUGCUGUGAAAGUGAAAGAGGAGCCACGAGAUGAGGAGGAGGAGGCCAAGAUGAAGGCUCCUCCCAGAGCAGCCAGGAAGACCCCGGGCCUCCCGAAGGACGUAUCUGUGGCAGAGCUGCUCAGGGAGCUGAGCCUCACGCAGGAAGAAGAGCUGCUGUUCCUGCAGCUGCCAGACUCGCUCCCCGGCCAGCCUCCCACUCAGGACAUCAAGCCUAUCAAGACAGAGGUGCAGAGUGAGGACGGACAGAUGGUGAUGAUAAAGCAGGAGAAAGACCGGGAGGCCAGGCUGGCAGAGAAUGCUUGUACCCUGACUGACCUGACAGAGGGUCAGGUUGGCAAGCUGCUCAUCCGCAAGUCUGGGAAGGUGCAGCUCCUCCUGGGCAAGGUGACUCUGGACGUGACGAUGGGGACCACCUGUUCUUUCCUGCAGGAGCUGGUGUCCGUGGGCCUUGGAGACAGUAGGACGGGUGACAUGACAGUCCUGGGACACGUAAAGCACAAACUUGUAUGUUCUCCCAAUUUUGAAUCCCUGUUGGAUCACAAACACCGGUAAAGUGGCAGAUGGAGGGCGAUGGAGACUGUGCCCACGGCUGUUGCCUGCUCCAGACGUUUUGUUCUCAAAUCUGUUCGACCCAGAAGGGGCCUGUUUAGCCCACCCACUCCAGCCAUUGUCCCAGUUUUCCCCACGUGGCUCCUUCCUGCAGCAGCUGUGAAUGGCGCGAUGACCUUCCCACAGCACAGAAGCAGCACACUCUUGCUGCUGGGGGGCUUGUCCCUGCUGUUUAUUUUUAUAUUUAUGUCCUUGCUGUUCAACUGACUGCAUCCUCCCCAGGUGGAGAGGGUAGGUCUGGGAAAGGACAGGCUCCUUCUUGGUUCUCAGGGUGGGAAAUGUAAGGACAGCUGCUGCCACUUCUACUCCCUCCUUCCUCACACGAGGUGGUGCCGGAGAGAGAGCCGGGACUUCUCGAAUCUGAGACUCAACCCCAGCUCUGUCCACUACUAACUGUGUGAUUGGACAAACUACCUAACCUUUCUGAGCCUCGUACUCCUCAUCUGACAGACAUGAGGACGGUACCUACCUCACAGGGUUGGCGUGAGGAUGCAGUAGAAUAUUGCCGAUGAAAACUUGCACAAGGCCAGACAUACAGAGUAGGCACUCAAUAAAUGUUAGUUUAGUUUCCCUUCGACUGAAUCUGUUUUCAAACAAAAGAGAUUCUAAGAAUCUCAGAUAAAGUGAGUGGAGCUGCUUCCUCCCACAUUCUUACUCUGUAUCCCAUCCUCCCUGGCCUGAUGGUCUGAGGUUUGGGUUUGGUCCCUUCUAUGCCCUUUUCUCCUGAGCACUCUUAGGCAAGUGCUUCCUGUUCAUUGCUGUGAGGCCCUAGCUUUAGGUGCCAUCAGAAGUGACGAAGUCAGAGACUCACUCCUCCCGGUGCCCUACAGAUGCCUUGGGGUGACACGAUGGUCCCAGGUCUUAUCCCCCCCCCCACCCUCACCCCUGCGCUUAAGUAGCAGCUACUCUUCCAGCUCCACUUAAAUAUUUCUCAGAAGAAACCUGUGACCACUCCUAGAGAGUUAUCACCACACCAAGUCAAAUACUGCUGGAAAACAACCCUGGAUGAGAUAGGAAAUAGAGAUUUAUUGAAUAAUGGCCUCACUUUGAAUAUGAGAGCUCCCCCUCUAUGUCCUGUCCUGGCGUCAGCUUGGAUUCCACUCCCACUGGCUGCGCUGGCCUUGUUGCUCAUUGGUCUGCGGUCUCAUUGCUCUCAGCAGCUCCUCACACUCCUGACCCUUCCAGUGUGUGGUCCCCGAGGAGCAGCUUUUCUUUCCUCGUCCCUCGUCUGCAGGGCGGGGUGGGGGCGACACCUCGGAGGUUGGGGAGAGCCUCUUGCUGCGGUGUCUGUGGUCGUCAGACACCAGAGACGCAGCUCCCUUUCCUGUGAGCUUAGCAGAUCGCCUUUGGGACAGGUGUGAACCGCAUGGCUCCGUGAGAAAUGCCUCCUCUUGAUUUGGUGGCCCCAGAGGGUUUGCAGGGCUGUGCCUUCCUUUAGUCUCGCCUUAUUUCUCUUCCUUGAGCCCUUUUUUACUCAUCUCCACUGGAGCCUCUCCUCCACGGAGCCCCUCAGGCUCCCCAGCCAGCAGCUGGGGGUGGGCCUGACCACGCAGGCCCCACAUCUCCCCUUCUGUAGCUAAGAGCUCACAUGAGCUCUGUUGGAUGGUGCUGUUCUGGUCUCUAUUCUCACUGUGGAGGACAGGGGAGCAGAAAAGGUCUUGAGAUGUGUGCCAUGGACGUCCUGUUUGGUCUGAUGCUGAGCUUUGAUGAAUCAGCUCCUUUUUUUGUUUUCUGGGCUUCCGUGUUUGCUGCUUCUCCUUUUCCAUAGCUAGUGCCCUGCCAGUGAGUCUCCACUGUGAUCCUCUCUUUCACUUGCUUUCUUUGGUUCAAAAACACUCUUCUGUUUUCCAGGCUAACUCAGAGGCCCUGCCUCGUUAGGUGUUUGGUGUCUUGCAGUCUUUAGUUCUUUGACUCUCCCAUGGAAUCUUGAGGAAGAGCAUGUACCACUUUAACCUUCACCACUUCGCCAUUUCAAGUAUCUUGGGGAUUGACCGUUACGACCCUGCAUCAGAGUCCCCACAGCCUGUCUCUGCAUUUCUGAUACACAGAUUGGACGUCGUCAGUGGAAGUGUGGGCGAAAGACAAGGCAAGUCUACUUUCUUGGCCAACCCUCCAAAGCAUACAUUUCUACCAACAAAUAAAUGCAAAUAACAGGAGUAAAAAGCCCAAAGCCAAAUUCAUGUAUGAGUGCAAAUGGAUGCAAAUUUAUUACUACCUGCAUCUGUGUGUAUGCAUUUUGUUAAGACACCGAAAACGAACUAUACACUUGUCCGUUUCUUAACUCCAUGAUUAAGUGACAGAGUGUGGGCCUUAGAGUCAGGAUGGGGUUUGAAUGUUAAUUCCACCCGUAUAACUUUGGGGAAAAUCAGUUAUCUUCCCUAAGCUCAGUUUUAUUCAUCUUCUGUAAAAAUGAGAUAAUAGUAGCUUUUUAAUAGGGUUGCUUUUACAUUACAGCGGAUAUAAAGUAUAUCAUGUCAGACAGAAAAAUGCUUCUGUCAGGACGUGAGCAGCACAAAUAACAGAAAACUAGACUGACAUUGAUGUAAGCCGUAAGGAUGUUUAGUUGUGUCAUGUAACGGGCAGUCUGGAGAGAGAUGGUUCCAGAGUUGGGUGGCAGCCACAACAUCAGGAUUUUCUUGGAUGCAUUUGUUCUGCCCUCCUUGGUAUUACAAAGUGGCUAUAAAACACUGCCUCAUUUCUUCAAAUGACAGUGUCCAGAGCCAAAGCAGGAAGCAAAGUAGACAGCAGUAAAGGAACCUUCUCCUCAUCCCUCUCGGAUCAGGGAGGAGUAUCCUUCAGAGCCCGAAGAGACUUGCCCCUGUCUCUCUGAUAGAGCGGACCACACACCCAGCCUUGGAUGGGCACUGGCAGAGAGGGAUGGGUGGACCAGUUUGCCCCCUGGCAUUGAUGUCUUGUUGCCUGUGAGACAGGGUUUUGUUAGCAGGGAAGAAACAGGAACGGCAGUUAGGUUGAGACAGUCCAUGAUUAAAAAAUACAGUCUGUUGUAGUAAACCCAAACUAUAUCUAGGUAGAGUUUUUUGAUGUUCGAUUACCUUUUAUUCCAAAUAAUCCAGUUUUAACAUUUUAGUGCAUUCUUUCAGACUACAAAAUUGUAUGUUAUAUGUAAUAAUAUAAACGUGCUGUUUUAUCACGUUUCAUCUCACUCAUAAAUACAGUACCUCCAUGUUAAUAAUAAGCAUCUUGUGCUUCAGAUACUUCUGAUCUAGCUGAAAAUACCAGAGACAGCGCCCUUUAAUCCUCCCAGACUUACCCAUGUGAUCCAAUUGAUCACUCACACUUGGCUAUUUAAAGGAAAAGAGGUUUUAUUUCUUAGGUAUAGUCAGAGUGAAAAAAGUGACAUCCAUCACUUAUUCAUCCGACCCCCAUCCACGUGCAGGAUACUUACACAGUUGGGGCAUGCCCCUCUUAAGAUAGCUACAGCUGUGGUGACAGAUGCAGUGUUGACAACUGCUCUUGGACUGGUUCAGCUGCCAGAGUUCUACUGAUGGGGGGGUCAGGACUGAAGUGAGGUUAGGUCUCAAAGGGCCUCAUGUGAAAAAAUAAGAGAUAGAAUGCCAACUCUAGGAACCCCUCUGUGUGGCAAACUUCUGACUCAGCUCUUCAGAAGCAUUUCUUCUGUCCCCUUCCAUUGGAGCAGUCACUGAUCCAGCUCCCUGAAAGCUGAGGCAGAGGUUGGAUUUCCUUCUAUUUGUCUUAUUUACAUUUAAGACCCAGUCAGUCGGGAAAAAUGCAGUCUUGAUCAUCAUUGGCCCAAUGAUCUUAUCUUGUGUACCUUUCAGGAUUUAGUGGAGAAAUAGAAACCAUUCUAGGUACUCUAAGCAGAAAAGUUUAAUAUGGAAAAAUGAGUAUUUUUAGACUCAUCAGAAAGCUGGAGGAGUGGAGCCAUAAGGUGAGCCUCCAGGAAUCAGAACCCUAGAGAACUGAUCCACCAUGAGAGCUAACAACCUCUGCUAGAAUCAGGAAGGCGGAGGACCAGGAUAGAGCUGUGAGUUUCAGAACACGCUGCAUGGCUGCAAUCCAGGGAUCAGGAAAUGACCCCAGUCUCAGCUGCCUGGAGAACCACAGAGCUAAAGGUCGCACCCUGGAACACCUGAAGAGAACCGCCCAGGUACUCAGUGCCCUCUGUGCUAGAUACAGUUCUAGCUUAGUAUUCAUCAGUGACAAAACAGAAAGGUCUCUGUCCUGGUGGAACUUGCAUUCUAGUGAGGGAGAUAGACAAUAAGCAUAAGUAAGUUACAUAGUAUUUAGAAGGUGAUGAGUGCUUGGAAAUUUUUUUUUUAAGGAUAAGGGGAGUCUAUGGGUGGUAGUGUCACAGUUAGUAGGGUAGGCCUCGUUGAGAAAAAUAUUUGAAGUGAACCAGCAGGAUCAGUAGGUGGUGGGGAUGGCUGGGAGCUGAGGAGGGACAGUAUCAGGCGUGGGGAGGGCAGCCCCGGUCCUACAGGGCUUUGAGGCCAUUGUAAGGACUUUGGCUGUAUUCUAAGGAAAUGGUUAGCUGUCGCAAGUGUCUCUUAGGUUUCAAAAGGCUCGUGUUAGCUGCUGGGUUGAGGCAAGGGUGGAAGCAGAGGCACCAAUUUGGAGGCUGCUACGUUAACCCAGGCAACAGAUGGCAGUGGCUUGGCCCAGGGUUAACAGUGGAGAUGUUGGAACGUGGUUGGAUGCUAGAUACUAUUCCAAAGGUGGAGCCACCUCGACCUGCUGAUAGAGUAGGUGUGGGGUGUGAGAGAGAAGAAUCAAACAGCCAAAGCAGUAGGAAGGUGGCCUGUACUUCCACCUUUCAAAUCCCGAUUGGUAGAACCUAAGUCGCACCCAGAACCCUAGCACAAGAGAUUUUAGGAAAUGUAGCAUCCCUUUUCUAGCCCCAGUAAUCCAGGCUGGCACUCUAUAGUGGUGGUUGAUGUGUGCUGGUCUACCAUAUUCACCAGAGUUGGCUUAAUGAUCCUGAAUUUAAAGGUGAAGCUUUCUGUGAUCAUGUCAUACUGCCAAUACAAAGUUCUCUCUGAUUCAUUCCCUCAAAACGGUAUAUUCCAAAUGAAAACACCAUACCUAAGACUUGACUAUACGCAGUUUGACUCUCACACAUUUCCCCAGGGCAAGAUAAUACAGGAAUCCUUUUGGAAACAGCUCUUACACUGUAUAACAUAAUGUUAAUGGCUACGUUAGAAUGCAUCUUUGGACUAUCAAAAUUCAUCCAAAUAUUCCCUGAUUUCUGGACAAUUUUAGUUUUUCCAAUUUUCCACUAUUUUUAAAAAAAAUGAUGUGAUAAACAAUUUUGUAGUUAAAUUGUUGCUGAUAUCAUUAUUUUCUUAGGAUUUUUAAUUAAAAGUGGCUUUUUUGACAUUAGAAGUGUCAAAUUCUAUGCCAUCUUUAAGGCUUUUGGUAGAUAGCACCCUCCAGAAUGCUUGCACCUGUCUACAUGCCCAUCAACAGUGUGCAAGAGUUGCUUGCGUAUUUGUAAAAAUUAAACGUAUAAUCAAGAUUCUGUUUUCAAACUAUAUAAACGUAAGAAGAUGCUGAGUAGAAACCUGACCUGUACUUAACUGACCCUCAAGGUAGAAAACUAAUGUUUUCUCUCUUACCUCCGUCAGAUGUGAAAGGGGUUGAUGUGUGAAGAACACACUGCUCCCACGGUUGGAUUAUAUGCUUUCCAAAAGUCAGUUGUAUUUUUCCCAAGCUUUUUUUUUUUUGCCAGUUGUGUUCACUGUUGUAAUUACAUAAUUCAAUUAAACAUGAUAUAAACUAAUAAAAUAUGAAGGUUAGAAGGAAGUAUUUCUGAUGAAAAUAAAGAACAUAAUUUAAUUGAGUAUAAACUGAUGAAAUGUAAGUGCUAAAAGAAAGUUCUUAUUUCUGUGGAAACUAAGGUAAAUGCUUUGGAAAGACAAUUAACGUGAGUCACUAAAUACUCCCAUUGAAUUCAGUUUAGGCAAGGUAAAUGUAAAGGUAGGGGAGGAGUCGUAUCAUCUAGAGUAACUCUGCAUUCACAUUUCUGCACAAGUGCUCUCGUGCUUUGACCUCACAUUCUGCUUUUGGAGAAAUCACAGCUGUGGUCUUAGCAGUGCAUUGGGGGUGUGUGUAGUUUUCAUGGAAUGCUAAUCAGUGGACCCAUACUCUAAGGGAGGACUUGUCCAUACACCAAAAGGGAAGAAUGUCCAUUUAUGAAUGUUAAGUUAAAAUAUUUAAAAUAGAUGCAUUUCCUGUAUUAAAAGUUUCUCCCCAAAUAUCAGUUAAGAUUAGGUUCAGCUGAGAGAAAUAGAGCCCCAAAAUAACAGUGGUUUAACCAAAUAGAAUUUUGCUCUCGUAAAAAUCUAAAGAUGCACAGUCUGAGCUGGUAUGGCGGUUCUGCUCCAUGGAGCCCCAGGGGUCUUCGGCUCCUUCCAGCUUACCUUCCCGUGGUGUCUAGGGUGUGGCUUUUAUCCUCAACUUUUAAAUUGAAACCAGAGCUCUGUUCAUUGCAUCCCCACCCCAGGCAGCCAGAUGAAUGAAAGGUUUACAUACUUCCCCAUCCCCCCACCCCUUGCCAAAUGACAGGGCAUGUAUUCAGUAUUAUAUCGUCUUUAAAGAAGGCGCCUAAGAGCUGUGCCAUAACGUUUAUGGUUACAGUUGACCCUUGAACAACACAGGUUUGAACUGUAUGGAUUCGCUUAUACUCGGAUAGGGAGGGGACUUAAACUGAUAGUAAGGGACUUGAGCAUCCAUGGAGUUAGAUGUCAGCAGGGGGUCCGGGAACCAAUCCCCUGAGGAUAUGGAGGGGUGACUGAUCACAGUGUUGUCCAGAGAGUAGUCACAUACUCACCCUUGGCCUCCAAGGAGGCUGUGAAAUGUGGUCUUUAUCUGGAAUGAGCAUGUACCCUCCUAAAAAUCAAGAUUCAUUAUCAUGGAAGAAGGAAACAGUGGAUACUGAGAAAUAACCAGCAGGCUCUGUUACAUCUCUUUCACUUUAAGAAUAACUGAACAGGACUUCCCUGGUGGUGCAGUGGUUAAGAAUCCACCUGCCAGUGCAUGGAACACGAGUUCAAUCCCUGGUCUGGGAAGAUUCCCCAUGCUACAGAGCAACUAAGCCUGUGCGCCACAACUACUGAGCCUGUACACCUAGAGCGUGUGCUCCGCAACAAGAGAAGCCACUGCAGUGAGAAGCUGCACACCACAACGAAGAGUAGCCCCUGCUCACCACAACUAGAGAAGACCCACGCCCAGCAACAAAGACCCAAUGCAGCCAAAAAUAAAUUUAUUUAAAGAAAAAAAGAAUAACUGAACAUCUACUGGUCCCAAUCAUGACAGAGAAGUGUUUCCAAUUUACAUCACUUGUGUAAGCAAACCCUCAACUGCCAGUACAGAUAUUGUGUGCUGUUAUAACCACUUCCUUGCAUACACUCUUAGUGCCCUUGCCCCUCUCUCCUGUUUUACUCAUAGGACAAUAGCCCGCUUCUGGGUAAAUAUACAUCUCUGCCUACUCUGAUCUCUCCUGAAAGCUUAACCCUGGCUGGAGAAGCACCGGACACCAAACUGAAUCAUCUCACUUUAAGACCAAUAAUCUAGUACAUUGUCUUUGUCCAUUUACUCCUCCCACUUCCCAGAGAGUACUCUGUUGUCAAACCUCCAACACCUUUCCUCACUCUCAUCCAGUUACCCAGCUUCUUAUCGCAUAAAGAAAAUGGAAGCAGUCGGAGAGAACACUACGUGUUCCCACUACUGCAUCUGUCAGUCUCUUUGCAGCUGUGUCCAGGUGCAGAGUCUUGCCUCCUGUUACUAUGGAUGAACUGUCUGCCCUCCUCCCAGAGAUCAGACCCUUCACAGGAGCCCUAGAUUCCAUCCCUCUUACUUAAAGGUUAUUGUUCCAACAACCCCUACACACACAUAUCUGCUUCCAUCUGUUAGGUCAGUCUCACACGAUCCAAAUAGGCUCUUAGGGAUCCAUCUUGAAAACAAAUCUUCCUUCCAGGUUGCAUUCAUUUCCAACUAUCAGCUCUUUUCUCUGCUUCCCUUUGCAGCAAAGCUUCUUGAAAGAGUUGUGUUUGUUUAUCUCCGCUUUCUCUCAUCCGUUCUCUCUUGAACCCAGUCCAAUCUGCCCUCACUACUCCUCCCAACAGUUCUCAAGUUCACCAGUGCUGAACUCAGUAGUAAACUUGCCAUCCUUAUUUUACUGAAUCUGUUAUCACAUUUGACACAGUUGAUCACUCCUCCCUUCCUUAAAAAACUUUCCUUCCUUGGCUUCAGGGACACUAUCCUAACUGUUCUUGCCUCGCUGGAUGUGCUCCCCAUCUCCUUUCCUGGUACCUCCGCAUCCAGCCUUAGAGCAUUUCUCUUGCCGGUCCACUCAUUUCCUCAGCCAUCUCACCUAGAAUCACGACUCUGAAGUCUCCAUGCCUAUGACUCCCAAUUUAUUAUCUGCAGCUGGGACCUCUCUCCAGUCUCCCAACCUUAUAUCCAACUGCCACUCCUUCAUCUCUUCUUGUAUGUCUAGUAGGCAGUUCACCCCAACUACCAAUUUUGGGAAGUACAGGGACCAAGAAACAUAACCCAUGAGAGUUCCAUCAGCAAAACCUUGAGUGUAUGGGAAAAAUGACUCAGGUUCUUCAACAAAUUGUAAGGGAAAAAAAGAAGAAUGAAGGAGGAACCUACAGAUAAAUAGAGAUUUAGAAGAUAAUGUCAGUUGCAAUGUAUGUCUUAUUUGUAUUAUUUUUAUUUUUAUCUUUUUAUAUUUAUUUGAUCGAAGCAUAGUUGAUUUACAAUGUUGCGUUAGUUUCUAAUAUGUAGUAAAAUGAUUCAGUGUUAUAUAUAUGUAUGUAUAUAUAUACACACACAUUCUUUUUCAUAUUCUUUCCCAUUAUGGUCUAUUACAGAAUAUUGAACAUAGUUCCCUGUGCUAUAUAGUAGGGCCUUGUUGUUUAUCCAUUCUAUAUAUAAUAGUUUGCAUCUGUUAAUCCCAAACUCCUAAUUCAUCCCUCUCCCAGCCCCAUCCCUUGGCAACCACAAGUCUGUUCUCUAUGUCUUUGAGUCUGUUUCUGUUUCAUAGAUAAGUUCAUUUGUGUCAUAUUUUAGAUUCCACAUGUAAGUGAUAUCAUAUGGUAUUUCUUUUUUUGUCUUACUUCACUUAGUAUGAUAAUCUCUAGGUCCAUCCAUGUUGCUGCAAAUGGCAUUAUUUGUAUGAACCUUACUUGAAUAGCAAUUCUGAGAACUGCAAAGAAUCUCAGCAUGAAGACUCCAUUCAGCCCCCUGCACUGGGAAUUCCCUAGUGGUCCAGUGGUUAGGACACUGUGCUUACAUUGCAGGGGGCAUGGGUUUGAAGCUGUGUGGGGCAACCAAACCAAACCAAACAAACAAAAACCCCUGCAGUAAGAGUCUUGACCAAACUUUAACAUGGUCCUAGCAGCUUAAGGCCUUGACUCUGGGACCACCCAGGCCCUUUUGAGUUCUGUUUGGAAAAGCUCAGAGCUAUCAAAAAAACUUGUUGUGUCAAAAAAAUUUGCUGGUUGUUUUGGCUAACACCUGACAUUUAGUCCCCUGACCUCCCUUUAUGAGAGCAUUUACUCAAUAAAGGCUUGUAAUUGUGAAUCCUUCCUCUGUCCCUUUGAGAUAAUAUAUGUCUUCUACAACUGCGGAGUGCUUUGUCUCAAGGACCUGAAAGCCAUGAGAUGUAAUUAUCUCAUGGAAGGAGAGGGCUUCUGUCGCCCAGUCUCUGGGAGAAUAGAAUCCUAACUUCCAUAAUACACAGCAGACACUGCUGACCUAAUCACAUUUACAGCGACCAACGCUUUGUAAUUUUUCACCCGAGUCCCUGUCCCCGUUCUCCCUUUACAAUGCUUCUUUGCAAGUCAGGAUGGAGCUCAGCUUUUUUGCCAACUGUCAGUAGUUACUGAAUAAAAUCUCUUUUCACCAUAUAAACUAAUAGCUGGCUUUGUUUACCUUUGAAAUUUUUAACACAUUUAAAAAAAAAAACCAUGAGGCAAUCAGGAAUGUUGGUAUAUUGACUAGAUAUUUGGUGAUAUUAUUAUUGUUCAUUUUUUUGGUAUGAUAAUGGUAUUGUGGUUAUAUUUUCAAAAUAAUCAUUUGAAAAAAUCUAUUCUGAAUGUUAUCACUUCUUACUACUUCCAGGAUUAUUACUCUUGACCAAACUAACAUCCUCUCUUAUGGAAUUUUUUACAGUUGCCUCUUAAAUGAUCUGCCUGCUUCUAUACCCUCAUGCCUACACCCCGCCCCCUCACACCACCAGUGCAUUCUCAGCACACCAGCCAGAGACAUCCUGGUAAAAUAUGCCAUAUUGUGCCACUUCCCAUCUCAUUCAGAGUAAAAGCCAAGUCUGUUCAAAUUAUAAAAGCUCAUGGGAUCCUCCUAUGAUCCCUGUGACCGCAUGUCCAGCUCUCCUGGGUCAUUCCACUCCAGCCAUUUCUUACAUAACAGAGAAGGCAGGCUCCAGCUUCAGGGGUUUUGCAUUAUCUUCCCUCUGCCUAGAACCCACCUUCCCAGAGACCUUCAUGUCUUGUUUCCUCAUUCCCUUCAGGUCUCUGAAAUUCUCCCUGACCAUCCUGCAUAAAUUAGGAAAGUUCCAUUCCUGACACUCCUUUUGCCUCUUUCCUUGCUCUUUUUUUCCAUAGCAUUUAUCACCAUCUGACAUGUUAUCUAUUUCCUUUUUUUGUCUGAUAUUCCCACUGGAACAUAAGCUAUGAGAGACUGUUUUGUUCAUGACUGCAUCUCCAGAACUUAAAAUAGUGCCUUGUACAUAAUAAACAACAAAUACAUGUUAGUUGAAAGAAUGAAGGAAUGACUCCUAUUGUGUGAAGGCUGUGCGUGCUAAAGCAUUGAUAACCGCAUUUCUGAGCAAGUGCAAAAAAAGACUUUUGAAGUCUCCUAGGUUUCCUCCCAAGGGAAGAAUUAUCUUCACUUUUCCAGGGAGAAGAAAGGAGCUGGCCAACCUUGUGGGCAGGACUUUGGGCCAAUUCAAUGGAGUGUCCUCCUGUCUUCUGCUCCUGAUUGUAAUUGGCAUUGGUGUUUUCCAUGAACUUCCUGCAAAUGCUCAUAAACACGAGAAGGGGUGAUACCUGUGGGGAGCUGCUGCCUGUAGAGAGGUGCUAGUAUUUUUGGAACCCCACCACCCUAUGAUCCCUUUGAGCUAAAAAUCUUUCUGAUUGAUCCUUUUUCUGAUCAGAACAUUUGGGAGGCAGAGGGAGGCAGCCUCUACCAGGAGGCAUCCACUGAUGAGAUUUUUUUCCCCCCUAAUGAUGCUAAGAGGUAUGCUUCUUUUGAAAAGCAUCUCUUACCUUAUUCUUGGGUUCUUGUCAAAACUGAACACCCGAGAGUUUUAAAACAAACACCCACAGGGGCCUUGUGACUGAUAUUUUGAGGGGUAGGUUAACUCGGACUCAGUAACCAGCAAUGUGGGGAGGUCCCAACAAGUCUCUCUUGUCAGAUAGGGAUGGUAUAUCUAGGUCUCCAGCUGGCCUGGCCCCAGUGGCGUUUUCAGCUUUACAUGACAAACAGGCAGCCGUCUCUUUGGGGGCAAUGUUAUUCUCCACUCUUCAGGCUGAAGCAAAGCCCCUUGCUUGGUGGGGCUCUCAUUCCACUGUGGUUCUUCUAAAUGCCUGGGUCUGGUUCGCUGGUGGUUUGGCUAAGCUGAAACCCAUGGCGUCCUCUGGGCGGGUACCGUGCUGUGGCUGUUCAGCAUCUCCUCCAGCUCCAUGGAACAGAAGACAGAUGUUGUCGCUCUGCUCGGUAGGCAGAGCUCGAAGCUGUCCUCGCAGCUCCAGCCUGUACUCCUUGGUGAAGCUUGUUAUAUUUUUGCUGAGUCUUGUUUGCACUGUUGACAAUGGCCUAGCUGUUUGGUCUGCCACUUGGAGAACUACAGACUGGCAGAUUAAAGACUUCCCUCUUUGGGGCCACCAACCAUGGAAAAAAAUUGUGGCUGCUAAUGGAACCAUCCGGGUUACUCCUAUAGGUGCCCAUGGUGCAGGCCCAUUCUCUGAUGAGACCGACUGGAAUUAAGCUGUGGAUUGAGCCUGCACUGCCCAGACAGCCACCCUUGCUGCCUGGACCAGACAUGGAACAUACUCAGCACCAUAGACUGGGCACCGGGUAAAGGACUGUAUGUUUCAGAUGCCCCAGCUCCUACUGCAUGCUGGGCCUGCACCUCCUAAUAAAAGUUGAACUGUUAGUCUCGGUGAGGGAGGCCCAUUGCAUGGGGCAAAGCCAUCGAACCUAUGCCCCACUCCUGGGGUUCACCACUGUCGACAGUUUUUCAGGUUGCAGUGUUGCUGUCUCAGUCCAAUCCGCUGACUGGCUCUGCUCUGGCCAGAGCCAGACCGUUGUGGCCCUUGAAACUAAUCUUUGCUGUAUUUCUGGCUUUCCAGACAGUUGCAGUCUGAUGAUGAUGCAUCUUUGAUCACAAUGGGCUUUCAAGGCACUCAGGUAUUUGAUGGACUUUCUGCACAGGCCACCAUGCACAGGCCACCAUUCACAGGCACCUGGGCUUGUUAAGCAUUGGAAGAGCCGCUUAAAAAAUCAACUCAAAGGGAUUUCUGUCCCUCCUCCUGAUCUGUGUGCGUUAACAAGGCAGUGUGGUCACUAACUACGACUCUUCUUAGAAAUUGAUCUUUUCUUCUUGGCCACUUCCUGGGUACUAAUCAGGAUGAAAAGGUGGAGUGUUACGCAGACCUGUUUUGAGAAUUUGGGAUUCCCUUUUAGGUCCAAUGUUUCUUUCUUUCUCCUAAUGGCAACCCCAGCAGGCCUGAUUGCUUCACCCUCUAGUGCCUGCCCAGCGAAAAGAAAGACCUAGGGAAUUCAAACUUAAAGCUAAGUUUUUUAAAAAAAUAUUAACUCUUUGUGCAACUUGUGGAUUGCACAUUCACACUACUGAGGAAUAUCACGUGUGACAGUUUGAUAUUGAAGUUUUCCCCAAGAAUUUUGUCCCUGAAACUGAAUGAUAAUUCUGUAUUAGACUCAUAGUUCCCAAACUGUGUCCUGAGGCACCCUGGGGUGCCUUGGCAGCAAGCCCAUGGAGCACCAUGGAAUAUAGUUGGCCUUUGAACAAAUGGGCUUGACCCAGAUGGGUCCAUGUGUAUGUGGGUUUUUUUCCAACAGUAAAUACUACAGUACUACACAAUCUGUGGUUGGUUGAAUCUGUGGUUGUGGAACCUCAGAUACAGAUGAACCACAUAUAGAGGAGGCUGACUGUGAAUUACACGCAGAUUUUUGACUGUGCAGAGGGUUGGUGCCCAUAACCCCACACGUUGUUCAAGGGUCCACUGUAUUUUAAAUGUGCAAGGGAAACACAGUGAUACUCAACAUCUGUAGGAAAUUGUGCAAAGUACUAGUACAAAGUAGAUUAUGAUUGCAACAUUACAUUGUUUUCCUUUUGAUAAUGUCAUAUCUUUGCAAAGUUGGGUUUUCUACAGUUGCUGUGAUAAAAAAAGCAAAUACUGCACGAAUAUCAGUGUGGUACAGGAAAUGAGUACGGUAAUGCCCAAUCUGAUUCCAAGGUUUGAGAAGUUGUACAGCACCCAGCACAACCCAGGGAAGUAAAUAUGAUUACAGUAGUUUCUCUUAUCCUUGGGGGGAUAUGUUCCAAGUGGAUGCCGGAAAUCUAAGAUCGUACUGAACUCUGUGUAUACAAUGGUUUUUUUCCUAUACUAACAGGCAGGUAGGGUAUACAGCAUGGAUACGCUGGACAAAGGGAUGAUUCACAUCCUGGGUGGGUCAGAGCAGGGUGGUGUGAGAUUUCAUGACACUGCUCAUUUAAUGGUGCACAGUUUAAAACUUAUGAAUUGUUUAUUUCUGGAAUUCUCUGUUUAAGAUUUUCAGCCAGCAGUUGCCAGAGGGUAACUGAAACUGUAGAAAGUGAAACUGUGGGUAAGGUGAGACUACUGUUCUUUAACAUAGAGUAAAAGUUUAUAUUUUUCUUUCAAUGUAUAUGUAUUUUUUUCAGUUGGCUUCAAAACUGUGACAACACAAGUAUGUAUUAAGAUAAUUGGAUCUGACAACUUAAUAAAUGGAAUUUUUAGA
This is a messenger RNA of Hippopotamus amphibius kiboko, 15406 nucleotides long. It is a transcript of the gene POLR3D, whose product is annotated as RNA polymerase III subunit D. Gene Ontology annotation, cellular component: RNA polymerase III complex. Gene Ontology annotation, biological process: transcription by RNA polymerase III. Bases 143 to 1339 code for a protein of 398 amino acids. NCBI's taxonomy places the organism in Eukaryota, Metazoa, Chordata, Mammalia, Artiodactyla, Hippopotamidae. The record is from RefSeq and is a predicted model, not a curated record. Gene Ontology annotation, molecular function: DNA binding. The transcript has 9 exons.